ACUGGAAGACCCGGACUCCCAGGGGACAAAGGUGCCAUUGGGAUGCCUGGACGUGUGGGAGUAAAGGGCCAACCAGGCGAGAAGGGUUCCCCCGGAGACGCUGGGCUGUCCAUCAUUGGUCCCCGCGGCCCCCCUGGUCAACCAGGCACUAGAGGUUUCCCUGGAUUUCCGGGUCCCAUUGGGCUGGACGGCAAACCGGGCCACCCAGGACCAAAGGGCGACAUGGGUCUGACGGGUCCCCCAGGACAGCCGGGACCCCAGGGACAAAAAGGAGAAAAGGGUCAGUGUGGAGAGUACCCACACCGGCUGCUGCCUCUCCUCAAUUCAGUGCGACUGGCUCCACCCCCGGUCAUAAAAAGGCGGACAUUCCAGGGUGAACAGAGCCAGGCCAGCAUCCAAGGUCCACCAGGGCCCCCAGGCCCCCCUGGACCAAGUGGACCUCUGGGGCACCCAGGACUGCCAGGGCCUAUGGGGCCACCCGGCUUACCUGGGUCUCCUGGACCAAAGGGAGACCCAGGGAUCCAGGGCUACCAUGGCCGGAAGGGAGAACGGGGCAUGCCAGGGAUGCCAGGCAAGCAUGGAGCCAAGGGGGCGCCCGGAAUUGCCGUGGCUGGGAUGAAGGGUGAGCCAGGGAUCCCAGGAACCAAGGGAGACCCAGGAGCAGAAGGGAAGCCGGGGCCCCCAGGUUUGCUGGGAAAGAGGGGGCAGAGGGGUGAGAAGGGGGCUGAAGGCUCCCCUGGGCUUCCUGGCCUCCUGGGGCAGAAGGGAGAGAAAGGCGAUGCUGGCAACUCCAUUGGAGGAGGCAGAGGGGAACCUGGCCCUCCAGGGCUCCCUGGGCCUCCAGGGCCAAAGGGAGAAGCAGGUGUCGAUGGCCAGGUUGGCCCCCCAGGGCGGCCAGGAGACAAGGGGGAGCGUGGAGCAGCUGGAGAACAGGGACCAGAUGGCCCCAAGGGCUCCAAGGGAGAACCGGGGAAAGGAGAGAUGGUGGAUUACAAUGGAAACAUCAAUGAGGCUCUCCAGGAGAUCCGGACGCUGGCCUUGAUGGGGCCUCCUGGUCUUCCUGGGCAAAUUGGCCCACCUGGAGCUCCAGGGAUUCCAGGCCAGAAGGGGGAGAUUGGACUGCCAGGCCCUCCAGGACACGAUGGCGAAAAGGGACCUCGCGGUAAACCAGGAGACAUGGGCCCUCCUGGUCCCCAAGGCCCCCCAGGAAAGGAUGGACCUCCAGGAGUGAAGGGAGAAAACGGGCACCCAGGGAGCCCAGGAGAGAAGGGGGAGAAAGGGGAGACAGGACAAGCAGGCUCACCGGGAGAGAAAGGAGAAGCCGGGGAGAAGGGCAACCCAGGAGCAGAGGUUCCUGGGCUGCCAGGGCCAGAGGGGCCUCCCGGACCUCUGGGGCUCCAAGGUGUUCCUGGACCAAAGGGGGAAGCAGGACUAGAUGGAGCAAAAGGAGAGAAAGGCGUCCAGGGAGAAAAAGGAGACCGUGGUCCCCUGGGACUACCCGGAGCUUCAGGUUUGGACGGCAGGCCUGGGCCACCGGGUACUCCAGGACCAAUUGGAGUUCCAGGCCCAGCGGGACCAAAGGGCGAGAGGGGCAGCAAAGGAGACCCUGGGAUGACAGGACCAACGGGAGCAGCUGGGCUUCCUGGUUUACAUGGACCACCCGGGGACAAGGGAAACCGGGGGGAGAGGGGGAAGAAAGGCUCUAGAGGGCCUAAAGGGGAUAAGGGAGACCAAGGAGCGCCUGGAUUAGAUGCCCCCUGCCCAUUGGGACACCGAGGUUUUAAAGGAGAGAAAGGGGAGCCGGGGUUACCAGGGCUGGACGGACUGGAUGCCCCAUGCCCAUUGGGCGAAGAUGGCUUACCAGUCCAAGGCUGCUGGAACAAGUGAUGCCUCUAACCUUGGAUUGGCCUGUGUGUGUGUUUGUACAUAGAAUAUUUAUUUUUAUACAGUUUUCACUUUUUGAAAAUGCCAGA
This is a messenger RNA of Pan troglodytes (chimpanzee), 1973 nucleotides long. RefSeq names its product collagen type XIII alpha 1 chain (gene COL13A1). NCBI's taxonomy places the organism in Eukaryota, Metazoa, Chordata, Mammalia, Primates, Hominidae. Bases 43 to 1887 code for a protein of 614 amino acids. The transcript has 39 exons. The record is from RefSeq and is a predicted model, not a curated record.